AUGAGUGAUUCUGAAAACUUGAAAUACGCCAAUGUGCACGUAGUAUCCUCUGCAAAAGAUAGAGGAGUAGAAAGCACAGGACAUAAACAAGAUAAAAGGGUUGACAAUGACCUUGUAUCGAUCGAGGUGAAUGAAAUUCUGUACGAAAAGGAAGCCAAUAAGAAACUAAGAUGGAAAAUUGAUUAUAGAAUAAUGCCGUUCUUGAUGAUCAUUUACGGGUUGCAAUACUUAGAUAAGACUUUGUUAAAUUACGCGGCAGUCAUGGGGAUCAAGGAUCAUUUACGAGGAAAUGAAUUUAGUAAUACGGGUACUAUAUUCUAUGCCAGUUAUCUUGUGGCUGAACCAUUUGCCGGUCUUAUGAUUCAGAAACUUCCCGUUGGAAGAUUAUUAGGGUCUAUUGUGACUCUUUGGGGCAUAAUUACUAGUUGCCAUGCUGCUGCGAAAAGUUAUCCAGGAUUAAUUAUCGUCAGGACUCUCCUUGGAAUAUUUGAAGCACCUGUUGCAGGCUGUCUUCUUGCAAUAACAAGUAUGUGGUGGAAUAGGCGUGAACAAACCAGAAGAACUGGAUUAUGGUAUUUGCAAAUCGGGGUCGCUCAAAUAGUUGGAAGCUUGAUUUCGUUCGGUUUUCAACACGUACAAUCUACUAGUAUUGAAAGUUGGCAAAUAUUGUUCAUUUUUAUGGGUGUAUUCACAUCGCUAGUUGGAUUAGUGGCUUUCUUUUACUUGCCUAAUGAUAUUAGUAGCUGUACCUUUUUAACUGAAGAAGAAAAGGAGGCUGCAAUUCAACAUAUUAAAGUGAAUCAAACAGGCCAGAAGAAUAAAAAGUUCAAAUGGUAUCAGGUUAAAGAAUUGAUUAUUUACGAUAAACAGACUUGGGUCUUACUAAUGAUUACGAUACUUACAAUGAUCGGUAACGGCGCAGUGUCAAUUUUUGCAAGCGUUAUUAUUAAAUCGUUUGGUUUCUCAAAUAAAGCUGCAACAAUAAUCCAGAUUCCUUCCGGAGUAGCUACGAUAGCUGGUACAUUAAUAUCUUGUUAUUUAGCAGGAUAUAUUGGCAACAGGGCAUAUCUUUUAGUGCUGGUUUGUAUACCUGCAUGUCUAGGUGCUAUCCUACUUUUGGCGUUAGGCAAUGAACAUAAAGUUGGAAAGCUUUUCGGGGUCUACUUGUUAAACUUUAGUAGUUCUGUUCUCCCGGUAAUAUACAGUUGGAAUUCUGUAAAUACUUCGGGGUACACGAAGGUCACUAUGAGAAAUGCAUUAACAUUAAUUGCCUUCUGUAUAGGUAAUUUGAUUGGACCCCAGAUAUUCAGAGAAAAGGAUGCUCCUAAUUACACACCUGCUAAGAUUGUUCUUAUAGUCGCGAUGAGUUGUCCAGUUUUUCUUGCAUUGGUUCUUCGCCAAAUAGCGAUAAGAGAAAAUAGAAAGAGAGAUUCAGAGGGAUUAGUUGGGUACAGGGAUGACGUGACGACCCUAGACUUAACUGAUAUUGAAAAUAAGAGCUUUAGAUAUGAGUACUAG
This is a messenger RNA of Debaryomyces hansenii CBS767, 1518 nucleotides long. Its product is annotated as DEHA2C15950p. Gene Ontology annotation, cellular component: membrane. The transcript has a single exon. The coding region runs from base 1 to 1518 and encodes 505 amino acids. Gene Ontology annotation, molecular function: transmembrane transporter activity. The record is from RefSeq and is a predicted model, not a curated record. Gene Ontology annotation, biological process: transmembrane transport. NCBI's taxonomy places the organism in Eukaryota, Fungi, Ascomycota, Pichiomycetes, Serinales, Debaryomycetaceae.